Didymella exigua CBS 183.55 is the source of this 3099-nucleotide messenger RNA. Its product is annotated as tyrocidine synthetase 1. The transcript is spliced from 5 exons. NCBI's taxonomy places the organism in Eukaryota, Fungi, Ascomycota, Dothideomycetes, Pleosporales, Didymellaceae. The record is from RefSeq and is a predicted model, not a curated record. Bases 1 to 3099 code for a protein of 1032 amino acids.
AUGAAGAAGCAGGUUGAGUUCAGCCACAUGCCUGAAUUGUCGGCGAAAGACCGGGCCUUCGUAUCUACGUUUGGCCGCGGCCCGAGACUUCCUGUACCCCACGACACCGUACACGAAGCCUUUGAGGGUAUCGUAGAUACCUAUCCUACAGUCGUCGCUGCAGUACACGACGAUCGCAUGAUCACAUACCACCAGCUGGACCUGGCCGCCAAUCGCCUCGCACAUCACCUCAUCAACUCGGGUCUUCGCCCACGGCAAAGGGUAUGCCUUGUGGUACAGCGUUCCGUGGAAAUGCUCAUAGGUCUCCUUGCUAUCUUGAAGGCUGGUUGUCAGUAUGUUCCCAUCGAUGGUGGGGUCGCCUCGGAUCAGGCACUCAAACACAUCUUUGAAGACACAGAGGCUCGUUUUAUACUCUGCCUGCCAAAAUAUUGGGACAAGGUCAGGCAAUUCGCACGACGGGACGCUAUUGUGCUUGAAUUGGGCAUGGACACAGGAGCUUUCUAUUCCUCUCUCAGGCCCAGUGUCAAAGUCUCCGGCAAUGACGGCAUCUAUGCCAUGUACACAUCAGGAAGUACUGGCGUACCAAAGGGUGUCGAUGUCAAGCACAGUACCAUGACCAACGCUUUGUUGCUCGAGCCGGGGCGGCUACGGAUCACCGUCGGAUCCAAGGUUGCGCAAGUGCUAAGUGUAUCUUUCGCCAUGGGUGCGUGGGAAAUGCUCGGAUCUCUAGUCAAUGGCGGCACUCUGUAUCUGCGAGGAUCUGACUGGAACGCCACAUUGGAGCAGAUUGAUACCCUUAUCUGCACACCCUCCAUCCUUUCGAAAUAUCAACAUCAGGACUAUCCAAAUAUCAAGACGAUGGUCGUUGCUGGAGAAGCUUGUUCACAAUCGCUGGCCGAAGAGUGGGCACAGGGUCGAUGCUUCUACAACCUGCUCGGCUCGACAGAGGUUUUUCUGUUCUCUGCGCACAAGCACAAAACUGGUGAACCUUUAUCGAUCGGUCGACCGCUUCCCAACACUACAUGUUACAUACUCGACGAAGCCAAUGAGCCGGUUCCUGUCGGCCAGAGAGGCACCCUAUGGGUAGGUGGCAAAGGUGUAUCAAAAGGCUACAUCAAUCUUCCACUCACGAGCGCGGAAAAGUUUCAGCCUGACAAUUUUGCCAACGAUGGCACUACCAUGUACAACUUCGGCAAUAUCGUAUGCUGGAGGGCUGACGGCUCUCUCGACUCCUUCGGUCGAAUGGACGAUCAGAUCAAGAUCAAGGGCUUCCGAGUCGAGCUCGAAGGUGUGACAGCUGUCAUCGAGCAAUUCGAUGGCGUUGCGCGUGCCACUUCACUCGUUAUUGACGAGAUUCUCCACGCUUACUACACGUCUUCUACUCCUGUCGAGGAAGAAACACUUGACGCAUUCAUGCGAAAGCACCUCCCUUACUACUCAGUACCCGAGCGCUGGAUUCGAGUCGAGAUCAUCCCCCUGAAUGCAAAUGGCAAAGUCGACAAAGCUCAACUGAAGGCUUUAGCAGCAGGGACGAGCAUUCCUGCCACAGAUAUCAACCCCACAAAGCCCGGUCACCAAAGAUUUGACUCAGCAUAUGACAAUGUGGUCGCCGCAAGAGAAGUCGUAGUGCCCCUCUCUGCUAUUACUCAAGAGUCGUCGCGCACGUCUCACCAGGACAUUGAUCUUGAAAAAGGACUUAAUUGCCACACGAAACAUCUCAGCUCUUCAACAGUCAGCACGAAUCCAGACGACACCUUGGCGAUCAUGCCGGUACCCACAGGCUCUCCCAGGGGACAUUGGCUGCGACAUCGCGGGAUGAUUGCCUACCGCUGGUUCCUUAUACCAAUUGUGGCUGUCAACAUUGGAGUCGCCUGUUGGAUCUUGAAUCGGGGUAUCAAGAGCCAAGAAUACCCGUUGUCUUACGUUGCAACAGCCACGGCAGCCAACUUGUGCGCUUCAAUACUUAUACGAUCAGAGCCAGUUAUUAAUCUGCUCUUCACGGUGUUUUCUUCAGUACCUACCUGGAUGCCUCUAAGGGUACGGCGAAUCUGUGCGAACGUUUACCAUAUCGGCGGUAUUCACGUGGGAUGUGCCAUUGCUGCAGUCAUCUGGUUUACCAUAUUCGCUGUCGGGACAAGUAUUGAUCUGGCUAAGGACACCAACGCGCGAGUUCUCUCACUUGCACCCGCCAUCCUGACCUACUUCAUUCUAGCUCUUCUUCUGUCAAUGGCAGCCCAUUCUCAACCCACGCUUCGCAACAAGUACCACGACUCCUGGGAGAAUUUACAUCGUUUCGGUGGCUGGACAAUUCUUGGCCUAUACUGGGUACUCGUGGGACUCUCCACCAAAGACCUGAGCCGCGGCUCUGGGAAGUCAACCUCAGAGGCUUACCUGCGCAACCCUUCAAUUUGGCUGAUUGCGGCCGCGACUUGUGCGAUCAUCUUUCCCUGGCUGUUCCUUCGCCGUAUUCCCGUUCGAUCGGAAGCCUUGUCCUCUCAUGCCGUUCGUCUCCACUUCGACUCCGAGGUUGCGCCUGGUCAAGGUGUCCGCCUCGCCGAGAGUCCCCUCCGCGACUGGCAUGGAUUUGCGACAAUCACCAACGGACUUGGCAACAACCCCAGCAGCAACGGAAAGGGUUACUCGGUCAUCGUCAGUCGUGCCGGCGACUUCACUGGUCGAUGCAUCGAUAACAACCCGACACACAUUUGGAGGCGUGGCAUCCCUACGUGCGGUGUCUUGCGCAUUGCGACUCUUUUCAAGAGCGUAGUUGUGGUAGCAACAGGAUCCGGUAUUGGUCCCUGCCUAUCUAUUUUCCCGUACCACAAUAUCGCGAUGCGCAUUCUCUGGACGGCACCAAACCACCAAAAGACAUUUGGUAAAUCCAUCCUUGAGGAUGUGCGCAGACGCGACCCCAACGCGGUGAUUUACAACACCCGAGAGUCAGGCAAACCUGACAUGAGCCUUCUUACAUAUAAACUUUACAAAGAGAGCGGUGCUGAAGCGGUGCUGGUCAUUAGCAACAAGCGGUUCACACAGCAGGUUGUGUUUGACAUGGAGAGGAGAGGCAUCCCGGCGUAUGGGGCUAUUUUCGACUCUUAG